AUGUUUAGAGACAGAAUUAUAGCUAACACAGACCUCAGUAUAGCUAAAAACAGAACCUGCAUAGCCUAUGAUGAAGGAAUGAGGGCCCAUUGUUCAACAGCAUCUUACUACCAUCCCGAAUCUCCUGACAGAAUAACACGAAUAUUUGACAAACACACAGAGUGGGGGCUGACUCAGAGAUGUACUAGGGUAGAGACACGGAUGGCAACAGAAGCAGAACUGACACUCAUCCACAGUUCAGCUCAUGUUGAAGAGAUAAAGAGUUUUGAAGAUAAAAAUCCAUUUGAGUUGAAAAGAUUGGAGUCAAAUUACCAGUCAAUCUAUCUCUGCAAAGACUCUUACUUUUGUGCGCGGAUGGCUGCUGGAUUUGUGUUGGAUGUGGUGGAUAAUGUGAUGACAGGACAGAGUCAAAAUGGGGUUGCAAUAGUGAGACCUCCUGGACAUCACGCUGAGUGCUCCCGAGCCAUGGGUUUCUGUUUCUUUAAUAAUGUAGGCAUUGCAGCCAAGUAUGCUCAAAGCAAGUAUAAUGUCAAAAAAGUUUUAAUUGUUGACUGGGAUGUACAUCAUGGUAAUGGUACACAACAUCAGUUUUAUGAGGACCCAAGUGUCCUUUUUAUAAGUCUUCAUCGUUAUGACCGGGGUUCCUUCUAUCCCUGCACAACUGAGGGGUGCCACACCAAAGUGGGAGCAGGGGAGGGGACAGGCUUCAAUGUCAACAUCCCAUGGAACAAUGGACCUAUGGGGGAUUCUGAGUAUAUUGCGGCCUUCCAACAAGUGGUCAUGCCGAUAGCUUAUGAGUUUGGUCCGGAGCUGGUUCUGGUUUCGGCUGGAUUUGAUGCCGCUAUGGGAGAUCCUCUGGGAUGUUACUCACUAACACCGGCUGGAUAUGGUCACAUGACCCACAUGCUCUCAUCACUGGCCAAUGGAAAAGUAGUCCUUGUGUUGGAAGGAGGGUAUCACCUGGCAGCCAUAUCUAAUUCCAUGGCCAUGUGUACAUCUAUCUUACUGGGAGAUGGCUGCCCACACCUCCCCUAUGUCCAGACUAAGGACAGUGCUGUGAAAUGUAUACAAGAUGUUUUAGAUGUACAGAAGCAGUAUUGGAAGUCAUUGAAAUUC
Molecule: messenger RNA, 1116 nt
Organism: Saccostrea cuccullata (small rock oyster)
Lineage: Eukaryota; Metazoa; Mollusca; Bivalvia; Ostreida; Ostreidae
Product: histone deacetylase 6-like
Exons: 15
Biological process (GO): negative regulation of transcription by RNA polymerase II
Cellular component (GO): histone deacetylase complex
Molecular function (GO): transcription factor binding; histone deacetylase activity
Source: RefSeq, a predicted model, not a curated record